Messenger RNA from Amyelois transitella, 1013 nucleotides. RefSeq lists its product as uncharacterized. Bases 120 to 548 code for a protein of 142 amino acids. The record is from RefSeq and is a predicted model, not a curated record. The transcript has 2 exons. Lineage: Eukaryota; Metazoa; Arthropoda; Insecta; Lepidoptera; Pyralidae. Gene Ontology annotation, molecular function: DNA binding.
UAAACAAAUACGUUGUUUUGGAUACAGGUGACUUGUUCGUUGAAGAUCUGUUUACGCCGUCGUUAUCAAAUCAAUCAUCAUGUGACGAAGAAGACAUAAAUGCUGAGGUUACUAAAAUUAUGAGGCCACGUAAAAAUAGAGGACAGACGUGGUCGGAAGAAUCUUUGAGCGCAGCAAUGGAGGCAGUACAAAGAGGCGAAUUGUCUAUGCACGCUGCCUCACGAAAAUACAAAAUUCCACGUUGGACCUUGAGAAACCACGUUAUAAGUGGAUCAAAAGUCAAAAGAUUAGGAAGGCGGGGAAUAAUGACAGCUGCGCAAGAAAAAGAAUUAAUUUUUUUACUUGAAGGAUUUGCAAAAACAGGUGUAACCAUCACAUCAAAAUUAAUAAGACAGGAAGCAUUUUUGUAUUGCGAGAGAAAUCAACUCAAACACAAUUUCAAUAAGCGCCAAAGGAUGGCUGGAAUUGAGUGGUUACGCCAGUUUAUAAAAAGGAAUCCAUCAGUUGGCAAGUUAAGAGUAAUACCAAAUCAGUUAAAAAAGCCAUAAAUUUAUCACGAACUUGAAUAGAUUGUGGUUUAUGAAGAGUGUUCUAUUUUUGAAAUCAAACGACAUUAAAUAAUAACGGUUGACUUCGCUCGCUAUCGCCAUUUUGCUCGCUCAAGAGUCAAGUUAGUAUAGUACAAGCGAUGACAGUAUCGAUAUUGACAGUACGUGACAACACAUUGCACGCGAAUGUUCUUACUCCAACGUGAUAAAUAUUUUACGUAAUAUUACUGUGUUUUUAAUGCAAUAUUUUUGUUUGUGUAUGAUUUAUAUACUCUGGACCAGUAAAGUUUUGUAGUAGGUUAGUGAUAAGAAAGUUGAAAAUACCUGUUAUUAUUAUAAUUGUGAGAAUUUAGUAUCCCAUCUGGGCAUCCUGUUUGGUGAGUUGCAAAAUAUAAAUAAAAUUUCUCGUUUGCCAUUUUCGUCUCUAUUUUGUCAUUGUCAAUAUUUUUUUUAAAUCACCACGAG